AUGCGCUGCUUGCCAUCCAGAGUCUGCAUCCUGCUGCUGGCGCUUGCAGCAGCGAGAGGAGGAGGAAGAGGAGUCGAGGAGAGUCGAGAUCAUGUCGUUGAAACAGGGACAGGGGCAGGAGGGAUCGUAAACAAGCGGGAGAGGGAGCGAGCGCUCGAGCAAUGCUUGCGAGAGUUGGAUGAAGACGUCGGCCAUUCAUGGCAGGGGAUCGCAGGAACAAUGGAUGCUGCCUUCCGAUCGCCAACUCCAUGGUGGAGGAGAGCAGAAGAUACUGACAGCAGCGUCUGCGCUCAGGUCAACCUGCUAUGGUGGAUGCAAAACGUUGCUAGGGGAUUGCAAGGAGGAUUGGCCGGGUGCAAGUUCAGCUAUGGCAGCUCAAGGAGACGGGCGGGAGAGAUGUCGCAGGUGGGACUUCGUCUCCGACCGCCUCUUCUCAUGAUCAUCGACCCUCUGACUAUCGACGAUGCUUUGGUGACCCUGCAGUCGCUCGCUGGGGUAGAGGAGGUAGACGAAACAGUCCUAUUCAUCAUGCUCGACGCCUGCGGCCCGCGUCAGGAAGGGUGGACACGAGGAGAGGAGGAGAGAUGCAGCGAGGGACUAAGCGAAGCUCAGAUCCGGGGGCUGGUAGCCAUCAACUUCAUGGAGGUGCGGGUGAUAGGCUUCGAUGCUCAAGGCGUGAUGCUGGUUCCUCCUCCUCUCAAGAAGACGAGGUGGUCCUUCACGACAUGGCAGCAGCAGCAGGAUCGCAGCGCGUCUUUCUACAAAGUUAGAGCUCUACAUGCCCUCCGACAUGUUCUGGACGUGGAGGAUUUCUACCACGCGAUCCUUCUAGAGCCAGGGUGUGUUCUAAGAAACUCCUUCUAUCUCUUUCAUCGCUCCUCCGUCAUGUUCGCUCACAGGACAGCUGUCCUUGCCGUCGUCUCCUCGCCUCCCGAUGAUGUCGAGCAGACGUUCGAGCAUCCUUGUGAGGAAGAAGCUUUCAGCUUGUCGGAGCAGCUGCAGCUGAGAGCAUCGCUCGGGUUGAAUCGACGCGCCCUCCUAGAGUUGUACGAGAAUUUGCACGCACAAGAUCAGUUAGGACUCAAGGAGAGUCUUCGUUCGCUGAACAACAUCAGCAGCAGCAUCACGAGAUAUUUCUUGUACCCCUCGGCCGGUCAAGUUGUGGAGGACCCGAGGGUGGGGCAAGGCGAUGGGACUGAGCAAGCGGCGCGAGGCUCAGACCCCCUCAAGUUCCGACGGCUGAUCUUUGAUGAGGAGAAGGAAGAAGGACCCCUAGGCCCUUUAGAGCCCCAAGGACCCCUCCACUUCUCCCACUGCUCCGUCCAUGGCUGGGCUCCUCGCCUGAAGCCUAGGAGAGUCUACGACAUGGUCACUUUCUUCCAGGAGACUCAAAUGCUUCUGCUCCGCCUCCACGAGCUCAACUCCACGGUUGACGUUCACGUCGUGGUGGAGGGAGAUCGGACGUUCAGAGGUGACGCGAAGCAGCGUCUCCUCCCCCGCUGGCUGCGUCGCUUCCAGUCCUUCAAGCACAAGCUCCGCCUCGUCUUCGCUCCUCUUCCUGCUCACCUCGACAUCUCUCUCGACCCGUGCACCUCGGAAGGAAAAUGCGCUCAAGAUGUGUUCGAUCAAGCACUCGCAAACUCUUGGACCUCAGGAUAUAGAAAUUGGUUCAAGCGAGAAUGGUACAGUCGACAUGCUCUCGCCUGGGGUUUAUGGGAUGCGCAACCCGACGACUUGCUGAUCUUAGGCGAUGUCGAUGAGAUUCCGCGGGCCUCGUUGGUACGAGCAAUGAAGGAGUGUGAAGGGGUCGGAGAUGCGGUGGGCAUGUCGUCGCAGUGGUUUCAGUACAAGUGGUGGAUGGUGAAGAAGGAUCGCUACUUCUGGACUCCUGCCCUCCUCUUAUUCCGCUCCCUCGCUGUCCCUGACAUCGCUUUCUCACACCCUCGUACUCGCCCCGGCGACGUGGAGCGAGGAAGAAGCAUCUCCCUCAAGUCGUUGAGAUGCUUCGGAUUUUGGCGGCUCAUACCUUGGAUGGAGAACAAGGGUUGGCACUUCAGCUACUUCGGCAGCACCACCUCUCUCUUGCGGAAGAUUUCCUCCUUCUCCGAUGAGGACUUUGGCUUGAGUGGGAACCUGACUCUCCUGGAAGAAGUAGUUCGAUCGGGGUUGGACUUUCACUCUGUCUUGGAGACUCUCAACAAGAAAAACUCGGACUCAUUGCGCAAACUGGACAAAUGGACAGACAUUUCUCGAUUACCCAAGUAUCUUCAGGAUCAUCUCGACAUGUUUGAUGAGGAUUGGAGCAACAAUGAAGAGAUUUCUCAACCGUUUCACUGCAUUCCUUUCAAUGACAAGACACUUCAGAGCGACUUCACGGCAUCGUCUCAUGUUCUUGUUCCCUCGAAGGCGAGGCAGCGGCCAGUCGUGCUCCUCUCGACGAUCCCACAAGACGUCGCGGUGGCAUCGGGCAGAUGUGACGAUCAAUGCGUGUGGUUGACGGAGGCUACUGGAAGAGCCUGCGAGGCCAACGGGCUGGUGGACGUGAAACUUUUCUGGGCGGGGCGAAUGCCUGAGAGGACGGAGAUGAAGCCGCAGCGACAGGUCUGGGGGUUCUACGACUUGUUCUCGGCACUACCAGAAGAGAUGCAAGCGAACGUGCCGGAGGCAAACAAGUCCGUCGACGUCGACGCGUUUGACCUGAUCUUGUCAAAGGAGACGUUCCCUGAGAUGUUUAUCAGUCCUUUUGACUACUGCAACCUUCAAGAUCACUGCAGUCGGGGACCGCAUCAUCCGCUCCUCUCCUCCUCCUCCCCCCACCUCCUCAUCAUGAUCCCCCAGAACGGCCAUGCCUACAGCCAACUCCAGCUCCCCCUCAUCUACCGGUGA
Messenger RNA from Guillardia theta CCMP2712, 2886 nucleotides. RefSeq lists its product as hypothetical. The record is from RefSeq and is a predicted model, not a curated record. Gene Ontology annotation, biological process: protein N-linked glycosylation; N-acetylglucosamine metabolic process. Gene Ontology annotation, cellular component: membrane. The coding region runs from base 1 to 2886 and encodes 961 amino acids. Gene Ontology annotation, molecular function: beta-1,4-mannosylglycoprotein 4-beta-N-acetylglucosaminyltransferase activity. Lineage: Eukaryota; Cryptophyceae; Pyrenomonadales; Geminigeraceae. The transcript has 17 exons.